Molecule: messenger RNA, 372 nt
Organism: Arabis nemorensis
Lineage: Eukaryota; Viridiplantae; Streptophyta; Magnoliopsida; Brassicales; Brassicaceae
Source: the annotation of a GenBank genome assembly
AUGACAGAUCUAAUGGUUCCGAGCAAGCGACCACGAGCCCCGAGCUUCUCCGAUAUGCAUCCCGGGUACUCGGACGAGACUCCCGCCGCAUCCUCCGAUUCGUUACCGGGGAAGGAGAUCGGUGAGGCUGAGGUCAAGAAUUUUCUCGAGAUUUGCCGUUUCUGUAAGAAGAAUCUUCGUCACGACGAGGACGUCUUCAUGUACGGCCAAUUUGGGGCAUUCUGUACAGAAAAUUGCAGAGCAAAACAGAUGGUGUGCGACAUCUUUAGGCGUUCAUCGCUAAAGAUCGCGGAAGCAAAGAAAGGAAGAAUGUGUGGUGGGGCCAAAAAGAAACCAAAAGAGAGUAACACACCACCGCGGUUUUUCAUCUGA